Copidosoma floridanum is the source of this 2227-nucleotide messenger RNA. RefSeq lists its product as uncharacterized. Lineage: Eukaryota; Metazoa; Arthropoda; Insecta; Hymenoptera; Encyrtidae. Gene Ontology annotation, molecular function: protein binding. The record is from RefSeq and is a predicted model, not a curated record.
GCUGCCUGGCGGCUGUCAUCGAGACCAUUUAUUUUUAUUGUAAUCCUGCCCCGAAUAAGAUGCUUUUGCGUCUCGAAGCUUACAACUGACGUACUAGCAAAAAUCAAAGCUCACCAAUGACGGCACGUACAAAUGAUCGCGCAAUCCUUUCUCCAUCACCUGCAACAGAUCAUCGAUAGCAAUUGCAACUGAAACAAACACAAUGAGCAGCAACUUUGUGUCCCCCGCUCAGCACAAUUACCGGACCGACAACCCGGUAAACCACCAAAGAUCCCGCUACGACGACGACGACUACGAGUCAAGAUACGAGUCCCUGAAAGACGCAAUCUUGCACAAGGACAGGGGCUCCAUCAUGUGGCUGAUGAACGAGGGUUGCCCAAUCAACAUACCCGAGCUGGACAAAGGGUCCGAGAGCCCGUUGCACGUGGCCGUGUUCGCCAACGAUCUCCAAACCGCGAGAGUUCUAUUAUCGGCCGGUGCCGAGGUCAACAGUUUCAACGCCCUGAAACAGACGCCCCUGCACAUGGCCUUCGAAAUGCGGAACAGGAAGAUGAUCGACCUGCUGCUGCAGUGGUGCGACGGCUCCGUCAACCCCUUCACCGUGUACGGUCUGUCCCACUUCCACAUAUCCUGCGUGAGGAACAACUGGCAAGUGGCCCACGCCUUCCUCCAGCGGGGUGUCAACGCCAACGUCUACCUGGAGAAGUGCUUCUACGGCAGGGACUACGUGUUCUACCGGCCGUUGCACCUGGCCGUCAAGUACGAGAACUUCGAGGUGGCCGAGUUGCUGCUUAGAUACGGUGCCAACGUCAACGCCAGGGACAGGUACAAGCGAACGCCGCUCCACUUGGCGUGCCGGUACAAUUACAAGCGAAUCUGUGAAGCCAUCGGCAACGAGGAUCUCCAGAGCGUGGACGACCUGGUGCAUUUCGUCAAGGGUAAAAACGACCAGCUGGACAUUGUCAGGCUGUUGCUGAGGUACGGCGGGGAGGUGGACGCGUUGGACGCCAACAACACCCCACCGUUGUUCCACACCUUCAAGUCUGACUUUGACGGGAUUAGGAGCGCGAUCGGGGACAAAAUGGACGUCCAGGAUUCAACGUGGAAGGAUCUGUUGAAGGAGUUCAAGAUCGCGCAGAAGGAGAAGUUCUACGUUCUGGUGGAGAACGGCGCCGACGUCAAAUUCGCCAACGAGUCCAAAGAGACGUUGAUACAUCUAGUGAUAGAUGGCAAGAGAUUGUUCACCAAUUACAUCGGUUCGAUGCACGCGAAAGACAAGGACCUUGGAGACGAGGACAAAGCUGAAAUUGUGGACUCGCUGCUCCAGUACGGCGCGGAUUCAGACGCGAAGAACGCUAAUGGACAGACACCACUCCAGCUGGCCAUAUCUUCGUAUUACGUUCACACCGUUAGAACGCUCCUCGACUAUUACGCUUCCAUGGACAGCGUGAGUUUUUUUCACUACAAAGUGCCAAGGAAAGACGUCAUGGUCAAUUGCAGCUUUGAGUUCUCCGACAUGGAGAACUUCCUCGACAUAAUCGCGCUGAUGCUCGAGCGCAAGGAGGAACUGGACAUCAAUUGCAGUAAUGAGCUACUGAUGCUGCGAUACUUGGCCAGAGAUUCGAAGGUCCGGCAUUUGGAGAACUGUAGUGUCGCAGAUCUGCGUCGACUUCUAGACUUUAGCGACAUCAACCGGAUAAACCUGGCGUUUUUGACGUCCGAGAAUUCGAUGCUUUUUAACAGAGAAAAGUUGAACAUCGUCUUCGAACAUGUGGUUAAGCUCGAGAUUGCGGGCUUCCCGAUUGAGAACCACGUGAGACGGCAGUUUCUGAGGUCCGAUGUCCUUAAUUCCAUGUCACGUCACUGCCGAGCUCAUGUAGAGCGUUGUAAAGAUGAAAUCAAACGGUUACAGAGCACGUGGGUCGAUAGGUACGCGUCUUUUUACGAUUUGAUGUUCCUUGGUGUCAACGAAAUCGCAGUGAGGGUGAAAAACGAGGACUUUAGACGGGCUAUUAGGUCAAUUCCUCGGCUAAAGUUUCAUUUGUACGGAAAUAUAAUCGUUAGGCAAUUUUUGAAGGGUCUGCUGAGAUCGAUCGUUUUUGACUCGUCGAAGGAGUAUUUAUUGUACAUCAUUGAACAAGAUUUGCCGGAUCCGUGUUUGGAAGCCAUUCUUGGGCAUUUGAAGAAUGAGGAUUUGUGCAAUCUGUCUUUGGCUUUUGUAAAGUGA